AUUGCAUGUGACCUUUGAGUCCAGCGGCUCUAAGGGGUGGUAAAGUUUGUCGGAGCCGGCUGAACACACAUCGGUGCUUCAAAAAACUGUGCUUCGGUUAAUAGAUUGUGGUUAUAUAUCGUCUGGCUUAUGGAUUUAUACUGACGCAGAGUUGUGCGAGUAUGCCUGUAAAGGAGCUGAGAGCUCGCUUGAGCGCGGAGGAAAUCUUUGCACAGGUGGGACAGGUGAGCGGAAUUCAUCGUCAUGGCACAGAUGAUUAAAAGUGAUUAACAAGAUUAACAAGUCUUGCUGGACAACUUAAACUGUUUGGAAUUGUAAUUAAAUUAGGCUGAUAGUUUAGAACUGGACUUAAAAAAGAGGAACAAUAGAGAGCUUUAAUGAGGAACUUCCCAAAGGCUGUCCGCUUGAACAGAAAACACACAGAAUGAGGGGAUUUUGAAGUGGACAGUUUCUGGACAUGUAAACUUCUUCAGCUUAUAUAUAAACAAAGGGAAACGAGUCCGGUAAUGUAAACAUGUGUGACCGCGCGCGCAGCUGCGAGAUGUCAGAAAGCAGCGCCAUCAAACCCGAAACUCCCCUGAGUGCUCAGAUGGAGGAAUCCGAAGCGCUAGUGCACGGACAAGAACCUGAAACUAAAACCCAAACGAAGAAGUCGAACGAGGCUGAUUCUGGUUUUACAGCGGAACCGAGCCUGGAGGAGCGCGCGCCCAAAGUUGUCGCGCGUGCGGGGUCGCUCCCAGUCAGCGCAGCCACGCGCAGGUCCAGAUUUCAGAGACAGCUGGAAGCUUCUGAAUCAAAAGCAUCAGUCGAUGUUCAAGAGAAAGGAUCUAUCACGCCUGCCAUGCGCAAAAAAUACCUGAAGGAUUUAUUUUUGAACUAUAAUUCGCAUAGUGGCCUGGCAACGCUCUUAUCCCUCAAAAGCGCGAGCGGAUCGUCGAGUGCCUGCGUGGAUGAGCCGUCGCAGGGUGCGGACGAGAGCAAUGCAUUCUGGGUACUGGACCCCACGGAACACGCAUGGAUGCUAUCGGUUGUGGAUGGAAAUUAUGACACUAUGACAGAGUUUCUCACGGAGGACCCCAGUUUACUGACCAAGAAGGACUUUGUAAGCGGUUACACAGCACUCCAUUGGUUAGCCAAGAAAGGCAAACACGAGACGCUAUUAAAGCUCCUAAAAGAUGCAGAAAGAAAAGGGUACCGUGUAAACGUGAACUUAAAGGGGAGUGGAGGUCUUACACCUCUUCACGUUGCAGUUAUGCAUAGUCAGUAUAUGGUCAUCAAAAUCCUAGUCGGUGCAUUUAGUGCCAACGUAGAUGCCAUGGACUACAAUGGAAAAAGGGCAUGGCAAUAUCUCAAAGAAAAUGCACCAACAGAGAUGAAGGAGCUCCUUGGUGCAUGGGAUGAAGAACACAGAACCUGGCAACUAAAUGCUAAUAACAAUAAUGCAAGUUGCACUGAACAAGCUCCUGCAGGCGACUGCCAAAAGGGGACAAACAGCAUAAACACUGUCACUAGCAGUGGACUAUGGCGCUUUGGUUCAUUUAGAAAGUUUCUUGCUCCAUUUUUCUCUGGAGGUAAAAACUAAGGAACAUUAAAAACAGGUUAAUUUGUAUUCAAGAUAUUACUGGAAAUAUAUAUAUAAACAUCCUGCCAGUGUGCUUGUAUUCAUAUAUUCAAGCAUAUGCUUACAUUCAACGAAUUAUUUUAUGCUUCUGUAUACAGGCAGGUAAAUAAAAGAAAUAU
This is a messenger RNA of Clarias gariepinus (North African catfish), 1740 nucleotides long. It is a transcript of the gene sowahd, whose product is annotated as sosondowah ankyrin repeat domain family d. The coding region runs from base 515 to 1582 and encodes 355 amino acids. Gene Ontology annotation, molecular function: protein binding. NCBI's taxonomy places the organism in Eukaryota, Metazoa, Chordata, Actinopteri, Siluriformes, Clariidae. The record is from RefSeq and is a predicted model, not a curated record. The transcript has a single exon.